AUGGAUCCAAUAAACGAUGCAAGGUUCUAUGAAUCACUCAUUAAACUACCAGAUCAAAGAACUUCAGAGGAUGUACGUAAUAUUUACGAUCAGUUGCGGCAGCUAGAGAUGUUCGCAAAUUUAUAUGAUGCUCCACUUAAAGCUAUUUGUGCUUCUGCUAGAUAUGAAAGGCAUUCUGUCCAUCAUGUUCUCUUUAGGCAAGGGCAGGUUGCAACUUGUUGGUACAUUUUAUUGUCAGGAUCUGUUUUGAUAGAUGGUAACGUUUGUUUGCCAUACGGAUGCUUCGGCAAGCGUAAUUCGCUCAACUAUAGAAGAUCACAGGAUUGUAUAUGUUUACAUGAAGCAGAAAUGAUAGUGAUUGAUUAUCCUGACGUUGCUCAAAAUAAUUCGGUACGACUAUAUCCUAACAGAAAUCGUCCUCCAGUUCAUUCGGCUGAAACCGAUGCUUUAAUAAUGCCUCCUCCACCAAUACCUCCUCCAAGGCCUCCUAGAUUGCCAAGACCGUCGGAUGCUCAGAAUAUAUUACCCAGAAGUUAUCCUGUGAAUGAUUUUCCUGUUGAUGUACCCUCGACUUCUUUUCCCAUAGGAACUGAUAUACAAAGCAGAGGUGGCAAAAGCCAGGUUUUCAUAAAUGGUUCGUGUGGUGAUGAAGAUACUCUACGAGUGAAACAUAGAAGAGAGAAAAGUAAUUCAAUGGGUAGUUCUCAGAGCAGUGCUGCAGCACGUCGUAAUCGUGUUCGCAGUACUGCUUCAUCUACAACGACAGAAGGUGAAGAGCUAGGCGGUGAACCGGUAGACUCAGACGAGGAAGAUGACGGAUCAUGUCCCUCUCAUGAGAGUUUCCUCGACUUGCGUGACUCAGUCAGAGAAUGCCUGGAGAAAGAACCGUCUGAACGGAACGCAGAAGAUUUGGCUGUUCUACUGGAUUUCAUGCAACACAUGUCUGCUUUUGCUGCAUUGCCCAUGACGAUAAAAAGGCAACUCUGUCUAAAAAUGGUGUUUGCUGUCGUAAAUGAUGCUGGAACAGUUGUUAUGUAUCAUAACGAAAAGCUGGAUUCUUGGUCCGUCAUUGUAAAUGGAUUAGUGGAAGUAGUAAAACCGAAUGGGGAUCGUGUUGAGUACAAACUUGGAGAUUCGUUCGGAGCGGAACCCGUUCCUACCGUUCAGUACCAUGUAGGAGAAAUGAGAACUUUAGUAGAUGAUUGCGAAUUCGUUCUGGUGGAACAUAAGGACUUUUGCUCCAUCAUGUCCACUAUGUCGGAACACAUAGAAAAAGACAGAGACGGUACAACGGGAGAAGUUACAGCAGAACACGAAAGAAGAACAUUGGGUAGUCAAAGUGGCGCCGUUAUAAUUAAGGCUAAGCCUGAUAGGUUAAUCCAACAUUUGGUUGAAGAUCGAGACAAAAGUUUAGAUCCGCAUUAUGUUGAAGAUUUCCUUUUAACGUAUAGAGUGUUCGUUCAAGAUCCAACUCAAAUUUUUGAAAAACUUAUGCUUCUAUUUGCUGAUGCUCAAUAUCGCGACAAGGUCGCUCGUGUAAUUUUAUUAUGGGUUAAUAAUCAUUUCAAUGAUUUUGAAACUAAUGACGAUAUGAUGAAAUUGCUCGAUAGAUUUGAAGGAGCAUUAGAACGAGACAACAUGAAUAGUCAACAGAGCCUUCUUAACAUCGCAUGUUCUGUGAAAGCCCGACAAAGAACAAUUUCGUAUAAACGAAGUAACAAGGAUGAACCGCUGAAUUUCAAAAUGGCCAGCAGUAAAGAUUCUGCUGGAGGUGGUGUGUUCAUAUCAGAUGUUAUCCCCGAUACUACGGCUGAGAGAGCUGGGCUUAAACGUGGUGAUGAAAUCCUUGAAGUCAAUAAUCAAAAUAUGAAGUUUAUAUCUACAGCGAGAGCUGAAGAGCUCAUUACGGGGUCACUCAGCGUAAACAUCGUUGUGAAAAGUAAUAUAUUUGGUUUCAAAGAACUAUUAGAACGUACUGAGAGGGAUAUAAAUGGACCAAAAACAAGAACAAAGUCCCUUGCGGGAACUUUAUGCCAAAGUCGGAACAGCAUUCCUUCAGUCAUUCCUGUGAAAACUCCAAAAAUAGUAAAAAUGAUGGGCACAAAAACUAGCAUGAUGGACAAGAUCUUGACUAUGCUUAAAUCAUCUAAAGAUGAUGAAUUUAUCGAUGAAAUCGGCAGAACAUCUUCAGAAUUACGCUCGAGUAGAUCUAAUCCGGAUAUCGCUUCGUUAUCACAGUAUUAUGGACCCGUGAAAAGAGAGUGUCCUGAACAUGUUUUGAAAAUAUACAGGGGGGAUCAAUCAUUCAAAAUGUUGCCUGUAUAUAAAGAAACAACUGCUCAAAACGUUGUACAACUAGCUCUACAAGAGUUUGGAAUGACAGCGGAAGGGAGCUUAGAAUGGUCUCUCAGUGAGUGUACUGUUACGGAAAAUAAAGCGAUAGUGCAACGUAAGCUACCUCCACAACUGGACAACUUGGCUGAAAGAAUAGGAUUGAACAGCCGAUAUUAUUUGAAAAACAAUAAUCGCUCCGAACCUCUGAUUCCCGAUUCCUUGGCAGCAGAAGUCCUGAAAGAAGCUCAGUCAACACUUCUCAUGUUAAACGCUCAUGUUGUGGCUGCCCAACUUACUCUUCAGGAUUUCAGCGUGUUCUCUUCAAUAGAACCUACCGAGUAUAUUGAUAAUCUGUUCCAGUUGAACUCGAGAUAUGGUUCUCCUCGUCUACAUGAUUUUGAACAGCUUUUCAAUCGAGAAAUGUGGUGGGUUGCCACCGAGAUUUGCCGAGAGAUAUCGUCACAGAAGCGUACCAAGCUGAUUAAGAAAUUCAUUAAAAUCGCAAGACAUUGUCGGGAGUUAAGGAAUUUCAAUUCCAUGUUCGCCAUCAUGAGUGGUCUUGAUAAACCUGCUGUUAGAAGAAUGCACACAACAUGGGAAAAAGUUCCGGGAAAAUAUAUGAGAAUGUUGGAAGACAUUCAACAACUUGUAGAUCCUUCACGAAAUAUGUCUAAAUAUCGGCAGCAUUUAGCGGAGGUUUCCCAGGAACCACCGGUUGUUCCCAUAUAUCCAAUUAUUAAGAAGGAUCUCACAUUCACUCAUGAAGGCAACCCUACUUAUGUAGAUAAAUUGGUUAAUUUUGAGAAGCUUCGUCUGAUAGGAAAAGCUGUUCAUAUAGUCACCAAACUAAGUAGUGUACCUUAUGAACUUUCUAGCAUGGCAGAGAGGAGUGGAGGUACCAUUAACGAUGCACUCAUUCAUAUGAACAAUUUCGAAAAUGGGAACGUCGCUACUAUGAGGAAAGGCGGGCGAGUCAAUAAUCAACAGCCGAAAAAGGUAUACGAGCAGGCUCUAAUGGUUCGCAAAGUGAAGGCUUAUCUGUCCGACUUGAAAGUCAUUGACAAUGAAGCGGAGCUGGACAGAUUAAGCUAUCACAUGGAACCAGCACAAGCAACCAUGAAAGCUAGAAGAGCUCCAAGCCCUUCUCCUUCUUCUUUGUCUUCGCAAUCUACUGGAUCUACAUCAACCGAACAGCGCAGAUUCAUGGGCACCAAGUUUGGUGUUCAGUCACCUCAAGCAGUUGAGAAGAUGUUCUCAUUGGUCCAUUCUAGUAAAGUGAAAGAAGUAGCGCCUUCUCCCUCUUCAUCGCCGGCUUCUGGUAGAUUACAAAGAAACGUCCCACGUGUAACUCCUCGUCAGUCAUCAGCAUCAUCUAUACAUCGAAUGCCAUCUUUCAAACAAGAAGCGGUAGAUUUGAAUCAGGAGACGAGCGCCGUAACAACUUUCCAUGGCAAAGAUAGCAGUUCAUCAGCUUCUUCUUCAGCUUGCUCUUCACCCUCUGUAUAUCGUAAUAAAUAUAGAAAUGCUCGUCUUCAAUCAAGUAGAUCAUCUUAUCCAGCUGGUAAUGGAGGUGUUCUUCUUGGUCAUCGGGUUGUGCCUCAUUUUACGCCAUCUAAUGGAGUAUCAAGUAGAAAUCAUAAGCUCACCACAAUUCUAGACUCUAACUUGUUGAACUCCGAGCAAGUAUCGCGAGUCUAG
Messenger RNA from Auanema sp. JU1783, 4032 nucleotides. Lineage: Eukaryota; Metazoa; Nematoda; Chromadorea; Rhabditida; Rhabditidae. The record is from the annotation of a GenBank genome assembly.